This is a messenger RNA of Leptosia nina, 1965 nucleotides long. The record is from the annotation of a GenBank genome assembly. Lineage: Eukaryota; Metazoa; Arthropoda; Insecta; Lepidoptera; Pieridae.
AUGGUUUGGCACUUCGUUCUUUAUCUCUCCAGGUUCUUGAUGGUGUUCAUGUGCUUGUCGCUGUCGGUUUUCUCCACUAUUGAAGAAUACGAGGCAAAGGCUGGGAUUGUACUCCUCUACAUGGAAGCCGUGGUCGUGGUGUGGUUCGCCAUUGAAUUUUGUCUAAGGUUGUGGUCGUCAGGAUGUCGCUCGCGGUACCAGGGCCUAAUGGGCCGGCUCAAGUUUUUGAGGCGGCCCUUCUGCAUCAUCGACGUAACCACAAUCAUCGCCUCUAUGGUGGUCUUGGGAAUGGGAUCUUCGGGCCAAGUUUUUGCGGCGUCAGCUCUGCGCGGACUACGAUUCUUCCAAAUAUUAAGAAUGGUCCGAAUGGACCGACGAGGGGGCACGUGGAAGCUUUUAGGCUCCGUCGUAUACGCACACAGACAGGAAUUGAUAACUACACUAUACAUAGGAUUUCUGGGACUGAUUUUCGCUUCGUUUCUAGUUUAUUUAGCAGAAAAAGACGUUGCUGAUACAAAGUUUAAGAAUUUCGCGGAGGCACUUUGGUGGGGUGUUAUCACGCUGUGCACAGUUGGAUACGGCGACAUGGUACCACAGACCUGGCAAGGGAAGCUUAUAGCCUCGUUCUGUGCUUUACUCGGAAUUUCGUUCUUCGCUCUGCCUGCUGGCAUUUUAGGAUCUGGUUUUGCUCUGAAAGUGCAACAACAACAAAGGCAGAAACACAUGAUCCGGCGACGACAACCGGCAGCGACUCUCAUUCAAGCUCUUUGGCGCUGUUAUGCUGCCGAUGAACAUUCCAUGAGCGUAGCCACUUGGAAGAUACACCAAAUACCCCUGCCUAGUCCACAAAUAAGUCGGGUCAUGAGUGCAUCAUUCAAGAACAAUGCCUCCUUUGUGUCGCGGUUGCCGACAAUUCGUAGACACAAAAGUACUUCUCUGCAUUCCCCCGCACCGCACUCGAAGCCGGCACAUCGAUACGAAGUCAACGCCAGCGCUGAAAACCUCGAUGAAGAUGAAGAACCUCGUUGUGUGACACUUACUCCUCGGCACAAAGCAGCUAUUAGAUUUAUAAGAAAGCUCAAGUAUUUUGUCGCGCGCAAGAGAUUUAGAGAAGCUUUGAAACCGUACGACGUAAAAGACGUGAUCGAACAGUACUCGUCUGGCCACGCCGAUCUCCUUAACCGAACCAAGAACCUCCAAUACAGGUUAGAUCAAAUUCUCGGCAAACAAGGUUCCAAAGCGAAAGACGUCUACGCAUCUAAAAUUAGUUUAGCUUCCAGAGUCGUUAAAAUUGAAAGACAAGUGGAUGAUAUAGAAAGUAAGUUAGACCAUUUAUUAGAAUUGUACGAAGAAGACAGACGAGGGGCGAGGAGAAUAUGCAACGAUACAAAUAGCAGGGGUGGGACCUCCGGAGACAUACACGGAACGUCGCGGCCAGCUCUCACUGAAAAACAGUGUUCGGAACCAAACUCACCGCUGUCUCGAACCUUCGAACCACCGAUUCUCAAGAAUCCUCCACCGGCAGCCCUGAAGAGACCGAUGAAUAGGGGCUACUCCGAUUUAGGAGCCAGGUUUAUGCGCAAGAAAGUAAUUGUUAAAACGUCGUCGGCUCGAAACGGGGAAUCGCCGAGGGAUGAUGAAGUAGUCAUCGUAGUGCCUACAGAUCGCGAAGACACGCCGCCGAGACUCAUCACUGACAGUUCGGACGUGUGCGCGAGUUGUUCCGUGGACGUCGAAACAGAGGCGGAGGCGGGCGGAACGCGCUCGGAUACUUCCGGGUCCCCGUCUUGGUGCGAGGGCGAAGCGGCCGAUGAACGCGACUACGGCUCCGGAGACUCGCUCGCCGAAGACACCGCUUUACUCGGUGACGCAGUCCAACAGGCUCACCAGCCGCGCAUUCUCCGCCCGAGUAACCAGAGGCGCGAUGUAGCCGUGGAUCUUCAUUUGCUUCGCCCAGACGUAUAA